AUGGUCACGUGCAUGAACUGCCACAAGUUUGUCACCGAGCUUCAGUUUGGUGGCUGGUGCCUCGAAUGCCUUGUCUCUGUUGGUAUUAAGCCCGAAAAUAUGGGUAGCCCGCUAGUAAACCGCUACAACAUAAUCCCUUCCUGCCCUGCCAUCAUCUCAAACCAAGGUCCUCAAGUUAACCUAGCUCCCCCGUUGACCGAGAAAAUACCGUGUGCUGGCUCAAAAGCCCACUUCCGCAAUAUCGGCAAAGCAAAACGCACCAAAAUUCCAGCCCCAACUCCUUUUUCCCGAAAUCCUUUGACUUCAGCCACACCAACUGAAAAUUCAAUCCGUAUGUUGAAGUGUGGAAUCAUUUUCUACCAGGAUGACAAGCCAAAGAAAACUGGCAUCAUGAGCUAUAUGCAGCAAGUGGACAUAAGUGUUCCUAAUUUGUAUCACACUCUUCAACAACAACUAUGGAAGUUGUUCUCCCCCGAGCUAAUUCGCAAGGAGCUAGUCGAAGCUCUUCCUAACAAUCCAAUCAAUUGUACAGCCCUAAGCGCUAACAAGAGUGUCCUCGAUGCCGAUACCCUACUGCUACUUGUUGGACAGUCCACCAUGAAGAAGCCUCUGCAAAUUGACUUGGUCUGCGAGGAUGGCGCAGGAGAAACCGACACAACUGAGAGAACCACUGCGACCGAGAGACCAUUGAGGAAUAGAGCAAAUCUUGAACCAAACAUAAUUACACCGCCAGUUGCCACUCAACCCAAUGAAGGUCUGACUUCCCUUGCAACUUCUCGUAGUAAUGUCAAUGAUACUUUGUACAUCCCAACAACCAUCACUGCCAGGCCAAAUGAUGGUAAUUGGGCGCUUGGUGGUACUUCUGCUACGGUGCCUGCUCGCGGACGUGCCAGCCUCUCGACUCACAUGAGGCACCUCGGACGACCCCUGUCCAGCUCACUCAACAUCAACCCGGGAGGUUGGGUGCUCGCCAAUAGGCUCAAGUUUAACCACCUCGACGUGGAAAUUGGCCGUAACAGUCACUCGCUUCCAAGAUACCAUCAUCUGAAGGCAACUACUGUUCCAGAGACUGUCAAGAUUGACCGCAACUUGGUUCUAGGCUCUCCCAGUGAGAUCGUACCUAACAUCUCUGAAUCAAGUCAGCCUCCAGGAUCAGUCAAAUCACCUCCAGCUACCAACUUGCGCCCCACAACUGGGUUUGGUACCAACACAAUCAACCCUGUCCAUAAUCGUGUUGCCAUCGCAGGACUACUCAGCACCGAGCUUGAAGACGGAAUUCUCCCCAGCUUGAAUUUCUUUGGAUCUGAACUCAACCAACCCACUGAUGACCGGGCUGUGAACACCAGCGAGAGAUAG
Puccinia triticina is the source of this 1356-nucleotide messenger RNA. RefSeq lists its product as uncharacterized. Bases 1 to 1356 code for a protein of 451 amino acids. The record is from RefSeq and is a predicted model, not a curated record. Lineage: Eukaryota; Fungi; Basidiomycota; Pucciniomycetes; Pucciniales; Pucciniaceae. The transcript has 3 exons.